UUUGCCUUCCCGUGCUCUUAUUGACUUAUCGCUCAACGGAUUCUAAUACCUCUUACAUCGAAAUCAACAUGUCCGACCAGUAUUACAGCUACCCUACCUACGGUACCAACCAACAAGGCAAUCGUUGGUUCGCUGGCGAUUAUAACCCUUCCGCCCCCAACCCAAACGCUUAUAGGUACGACAACAAGGACGGAAGUUCGUUCGACAAGUACCCCGACGGCUCGAAACGUUGGGACAAUGGCGAAGGCUAUGAAAAGUACACUCCUGCUCCCUCGCAAGAUCCGUCUGCUGCGAACCAACAAGGCCAGUAAUUCAUGGAAUUGUCGACCCUUCCUCGAUGACGACGAGUGCGAUCCAAGAGGAAGGUAGAGAAGGACCGAGAGGGGGGUAGAGAGGAAAGGCAGUCGCUCCGGGGUGA
Molecule: messenger RNA, 418 nt
Organism: Filobasidium floriforme
Lineage: Eukaryota; Fungi; Basidiomycota; Tremellomycetes; Filobasidiales; Filobasidiaceae
Exons: 2
Coding region: 69-311 (80 amino acids)
Source: RefSeq, a predicted model, not a curated record